Messenger RNA from Plasmodium berghei ANKA, 2058 nucleotides. Its product is annotated as E3 ubiquitin-protein ligase, putative. NCBI's taxonomy places the organism in Eukaryota, Apicomplexa, Aconoidasida, Haemosporida, Plasmodiidae. Bases 1 to 2058 code for a protein of 685 amino acids. The transcript has a single exon. The record is from RefSeq and is a predicted model, not a curated record.
AUGGAUAAUAGUGUAGAAAGAAUAGAAGGGGAAGAUGGAGAAGAUUCAAAUGAUGUGUUUUUAUAUAGUAACGAAACAAAUCAAGAUUCUGAAUUUUGUAAUAUUUUAUGUAUGUUCAUAUUUUUUAUGGCAUUAUUUAUUAUUAUGAUAGCAGCUGUUGAUAAUAAGGCUCCAAAUAAUAAUAAUGAGAUAAAUUACAAUUCUGAAAAUGGAAAUGUUUCAAAUAAUUUAACAAAUGAUGAUGUAAUUAACAAUUUUUUAGAAAAUGCUGUAAUACAAAGUUUCGAUUUUAAAGGUAGUUAUAAAAUUAAAAAAAAAAAAAACUCAAUUCAAAAUGUUGAGGGUAAUAAUUUAAAUCCUCAGAAUAAACAAAAUGAUAAUAUUUUUGAAGGGAAAAUAGUUACUUUAAAAUUGGCCCUUCAAAAUAUUACAAAAUCUUUUUUAUUUCUUCACUUUUAUCCAACUAAUGUUAAUAUUAAAGAAAUGAAAAAUGAGGGAAAUGAGAAAAUAGGAUCAAACUAUUAUUUAACUUAUGAACGAAGAAAUAAAAAAGAUGAUAAAAAACUCGAAUAUAUUGGAAUGGUGGGUGUAAAUAUAAAUGGGAGCCAAAGUUAUAUAUUUAAUGGAAAUGGAUAUAAUAUAUCUACAUUUUGUAAAAACGAGUUAGAUGAUAAUUGUAUAUGUAAUUAUACUGCAAAUAUAAAACAAAACACAAAAAUAAAUCAAUUAGCAUAUGUCCGAGAAAUAGAAGAAUCAUAUUUUUAUUCUUUAAAGAAAUAUAUAAUAGAUGAGCAAGCUUAUUUUAAUAAUAAUAUUAAUGAAAAAUAUCGAAAGUAUUAUAAAAAGAAUAUGGAGGCGAUUUCGCCACGCUUAACAGAUGAUUAUAACGACAACAUCAACAAUAAUAAUAACAAUAAUAAUAACAAUAAUAAUAACAAUAAUAAUAACAAUAAUAAUAACAAUAAUAAUAACAAUAAUGAUAAUGACAAAUCUUAUUUAUCACAAUUCUCUAAUUUGGAAUAUAAUCAAAAUAAAGAAGCAAAUUAUCAUGGAUUACUAUUGUCAAACGAUUGCAAUAUUGAAAUGAUUUUAAAAGGAUAUGAUGAGGAUAAUGUAUAUUUUUCAAAAAAAGUUCGAAAUUUUAUUUUGAUGUUUAAUUUAAAAUCUUUAAUUGAACUUGGAUUAUUUUAUAAACAAAUAAAAAAUAGUGAAAAUAUGAGAAAUACAUCAAAAGUAUCAAUUAUAUCAAUUUGUUUAAACUCGUAUAUAGAAAUUUUUGAAGCAUUACUUCUUUUAUAUCAGGUUUUAUUUUCAAAAUUAUUAUUAACAUCUUAUAUGGCUAUGAUUAUAUUAAAAUUUUUAUUAUAUACACUUAUGGAAAUACGAUAUAUUUUAAUUAUUUGGAAAAUUAAUAAUAGCCAUAAUUCAGCAAAUAACAAUUGGGAAUAUAUGCAAAGACAAUUAAGUGUUUUAUAUAAAUACUAUUAUAGUUUUGUUUUAUUAUUAAUUGCAAUAUUUUAUUAUAUUUUUCCGUAUUUUCCUUAUUUAAUAUUAUUUAUAUAUUUCUGUUGGGUUCCACAAAUAUGUUUAGAUAUAUGGAAAGGUCAACACAAAUCAAUUAGUUUAAAUUUUGUUUUUUUAUUAUCAUUAUGUAGACUAUUUUUACCAAUAUAUAUUUUUAUAUAUCCAUAUAAUAUAUUUCAAUUAGACAUAUUUUCAAAAGUUGCUGGUUUAUCAAAUAAUACUUUUUGUUUUCUUCUUAUUUUUUUUAUAUUAUUACAGCUUAUAUUUAUGUAUAUUCAAAGAAUGUAUGGCCCUAGAUAUUUGUUUAAUAUAAGUUUACUUCCACAUGUUCAUAAUUAUUAUCAAAAUUUAGAUCCUAAUUUUGAAGCAGGAAUACAAGAAUGUGUUAUUUGUAUGUAUAAUAUUAUAUUAAAUAAUACAAAAUAUUGCAUUACUCCAUGUUAUCAUAUUUUUCACGAAAAAUGCUUACAACAAUGGAUGUGUAUUAAGAUGGAAUGCCCAACAUGUCGUGGUUCACUUCCUAACUUUCCUUAA